This is a messenger RNA of Adineta steineri, 285 nucleotides long. The record is from the annotation of a GenBank genome assembly. NCBI's taxonomy places the organism in Eukaryota, Metazoa, Rotifera, Eurotatoria, Adinetida, Adinetidae.
AUGACUUCUACAGAUAUUGAGAUGUUUUCAUUAGAGCCCUUAUCUAAUCAAGAGUCUCCUGCUACUGUUGACUCAACAAUCAAAUCAAAUUCAGCUACAAAUCUACUUGAUCCACAAGCCACGGUUGAUGUAACUGAUGAUUCGCCAGCGACCUCCUCUAGAAUCAUACUAUCUCCUAUUAAAGGAGCUGUUUUGUUUGCUAUAUUUACAUGUAUAGUGAUGCUUAUUGGAAUUCUCAUAGUAUAUUUCAACUCACCAAAACUACCAGGUACGUUCGCUUCAUAA